AUGAAUAAUGCUUGCAAGGUUUUCAGAGUUUUGGAUAUCCACGUUUCAACAAUAGGUCAACAAGGACAAAUUGAUGUUUCUUUAGCCCUUCCUUCAUACUUCAUUGAAGGCCAAGUAGACAUAAAUCUCACACAUCGAAGGAUUUUGUUCGUCUGGCAUCAAGAACUUGAAGUUCUUGCUGACAAUGUAGAAACAUUUAUUGCCAGAUCAAUAAGUUUUGGAAGCAAAGAUGGAGAACUAAUCAUGAUGAAAACACUCAGCUUCAAGACAAUUGAUAUGGAUAAACCCCCAAAAUCUGAAGAAGAAAGGAUAAAAUCACAUGUUCCUUUGAGAAAAUUGGUUGUAGACAAGGAGAAUGAAACCUCAGAUUAUUCAAAAGUUGAAAAGUUGAAACCCAAGAUUUCGUUUCCUGUUCAAGAACCGUUCGUGUUUUCUUCUCCGAGACCGGUUAACGAACUGAAUUCUGCUGCUACAACGCUUCAGAAAGUUUACAAGAGUUACCGGACGAGAAGGAACCUUGCAGAUUGUGCAGUUAUUGUUGAAGAGCUCUGGUGGAAAACCUUGGAUUCUGCAGCUUUGAAACAGAGCUCGAUAUCGUUCUUCAACAAAGUUGAACCCGAAACUGCUGUGUCCCGGUGGGCUCGUGCUAAGACAAGGGCUGCUAAGGUCGGCAAAGGCUUAUCCAAGGAUGAGAAAGCUCGGAAACUAGCUCUACAACAUUGGCUUGAAGCUAUUGACCCUCGUCAUCGUUAUGGACACAACUUACACUUCUACUACGAUGUAUGGUCGGAGAGCAGAAGUCUCCAACCAUUCUUCUAUUGGUUGGAUGUUGGUGAUGGUAAGGAAGUAAAUCUUGAACUUUGCCCCCGAGCCAAUCUGCAACGUCAAUGCAUUGAAUAUCUAGGCCCUAAUGAGAGAGAAGUAUAUGAAGUGAUUGUAGAUGAAGGGAAAUUAGCAUACAAACAAAGUGGAAUUCUCUUGAAUACAGCUGAAGGCUCAAAAUGGAUUUUUGUCCUCAGUACAACAAGAACUCUAUAUGUAGCACAGAAGAGAAAAGGUGUUUUUCAGCACUCGAGUUUUCUUUCUGGUGCAGCUACGACAGCUGCUGGUAGAUUAGUUGCUCAUCAUGGUACUCUAGAGGCAAUAUGGCCAUACAGCGGUCACUAUCUUCCGACUGAAGAUAAUUUCAAGGAAUUCAUCAUGUUUCUUGAGGAGAAUAAUGUAGAUUUAACAAAUGUUAAGAGGUGUGCAAUAGACGAUGACAGGACCUCAUUUAAGGCAGAUGCUAUCAAAGUUGAGGAAACUCAUGAAGGCAAUACAUCAAUCAAGACAGCUAAUACAGAAGCACCCAAACUUGACUUGCCCGAGACUUUAUCUUGCAAGUGGACUACUGGAGUUGGGCCCCGCAUCGGAUGUGUUCGAGACUACCCAAUGGAGCUUCAGUCUGAGGCACUAGAAAGAGUAAAUUUAUCACCUACAAUAACAUCAAAGAGUUAUUUGCCUGUCCCAUCUCCGCGACCAAGCCCAAAAAUAAGAAUGUCACCUCGACUUGCAUAUAUGGGACUUCCUAGCCCAAGGGCGUCUCUCCAUAGUCCAUUCCAAGUCAAAUUUUAG
Molecule: messenger RNA, 1614 nt
Organism: Fraxinus pennsylvanica
Lineage: Eukaryota; Viridiplantae; Streptophyta; Magnoliopsida; Lamiales; Oleaceae
Source: the annotation of a GenBank genome assembly